AUUAACGUGCUCAAAACUUGCUUAAUUAUUAGUCACCCCGCUGGCCAGCGGACCGUGUCUCCCUAAAACCGGUGAAUCUAUUCAGCGAGGCUCGUCCAGUGUGAGUACAGUCGACGGCCGGCGCGCACUCGUUAUAUUAAAAGGCAGGACAAGUAUUAAAAUGACGGUAUCGAGAGGAAAAAUCUUGUUCGGGACUUGCAACACCGUACUCUUCUGCUGCGGGUUUGCGAAAGUGGUUUGUGGAUUUCUGCUUCUGAGUGAUUCAAAACGAAUCCUUUUAUCUCGCCUACUGGUGUCCCCCGACACCGGCCUGGAGGAGCCUCCCUUCUACUACCUGGCCCUGGCACUCCUUGCCACGGGACUCACCGUGUGUGCUGUCAGCGCGUUGGGCGUCUGGGCCGCUUACUUGCCGGGUUACGCUAUUUUAACCGUCUAUUUCCUCCUGGUCGUGGGACUGUUGGUGUGCGAGUGCGCGGGCGGCGCGGCGGCGGCCACUUGGCCUCGUUGUGUGGGCGGCGGAGGAGCGGGACGGAGCCCGGGAGGCGCCGUCGGAGCCCUACAGGGACACUACGCCGUGCCGGACUACGAGCACUUCACUACUGCCGUUGAUCUUGCUCAGACUGAGCUGAAGUGUUGCGGCAUGACGGGCGCGCGUAACUACGACCUGUCGUCGUGGCAGCUGCGGCGGCUGGGUCCGCGGGGUCUCUCCGCUCCUCUCAGUUGCUGCGUCCAGCGCGCCGGAGGGUCCUACCUGGACCCCGCGCCCCUCAACGGUUCGCGAUGCCAGGAAGUCACCGAAAAUGAGUACAGGCACUCCUCGGGCUGUCUGUCAAAGAUCGAGGCCUGGUACCAGCAGCAGUACCUGGUGUUCAUGCUGUCCCUAUUCAGCGUGGUCAUUUUCAAGCUGGUUAUAUUGCUGAGCACCGUCUACUCGUGCAUCCAUUACCGGAAACGCCGCCAGGACGUGCACUUCAUCAUCCAGCAGACGGAUCGGAAGUCGAUGCCGCACGAGCCGAUCACGGCGAAGUACGUCCAGCCCAACAACUAUUACAGUCCGCGGGUCAGGAACCCGAGGAUCUUCCGCGACAAACCCAACGAGAUGGUAUGAGAAUUAGCCGCGGAGAUCAACGCCCUGGAGAGGAAACUGGACAAGUUCUCACAAAUCCUGUACAAGCACGAAGCCGAUUCUAUCAUGUGGUGAAAACUACCACGAGCUGCCGGGCGGGAUCCACACUGCGACCUCGGUUUAAGGAGAUUGAACAACCGCAAUAAUAACUUAAGCUCGUCGUAGUGUCCAGGAACAGAUCAGUCCGGGAGCCGUGUCGCCGCAUAGUGUCCAUGUGCCAUAAGUAUCUGCGAACUGCGCCUGUGAACUUUCUCUCCGGAGUGUUUUUCUGCCGCUGGAAGGGUCGGGGUCGCCGACCGAGCCCCGCGUCCUCGGGAGGCCGCGGCGGACGGAAAUAAAAGACAUCAUCUCAA
Messenger RNA from Danaus plexippus (monarch butterfly), 1479 nucleotides. RefSeq names its product CD82 antigen (gene Tsp68C). Gene Ontology annotation, cellular component: membrane. The record is from RefSeq and is a predicted model, not a curated record. NCBI's taxonomy places the organism in Eukaryota, Metazoa, Arthropoda, Insecta, Lepidoptera, Nymphalidae.